Pectinophora gossypiella (pink bollworm) is the source of this 858-nucleotide messenger RNA. RefSeq names its product mitochondrial import inner membrane translocase subunit TIM14. Gene Ontology annotation, cellular component: PAM complex, Tim23 associated import motor. Gene Ontology annotation, biological process: protein import into mitochondrial matrix. The record is from RefSeq and is a predicted model, not a curated record. The transcript has 3 exons. Lineage: Eukaryota; Metazoa; Arthropoda; Insecta; Lepidoptera; Gelechiidae. Bases 208 to 567 code for a protein of 119 amino acids. Gene Ontology annotation, molecular function: ATPase activator activity.
UAGUCUAGGUAAACGUCAAUUCGCAGUUGUGAUUGUCAAUUUGGAUUGAAUUUUGAAUUGAAUGGAGUAAAUUCUGUAUGAGUGUUUGUUUUUCUCAUACAGGGAAUUUCGAUUUAGUCUUAAAUGGUUGGAAAUAUGUAUGAAUUUCAACAACUUAGUUAAAUUUAUCGCAUACCUGUUAUAAAAUUAGAUAAAUUAAAAGACAAAAUGGCAAGCUCGAUAAUUUUAGCUGGCUUGGGCAUGGCAGCGGUUGGAUUUGCGGGACGAUACUUCCUUAGACAAAUGCCUAACGCUUCAGUGAAAUUUGCGGAAGCUAUGAAAAAUUUGCCAAAGUUUGACACUGAAUCUUUAGCAAAUUCUAAAUAUUACAAAGGUGGUUUUGAAUCCAAGAUGACGAAAAGAGAAGCUUCUCUCAUCCUAGGUGUUAGUCCCACAGCUAGUAAAGCAAAAAUAAGAGACGCUCACCGGAGAAUAAUGUUACUUAACCACCCAGAUAGAGGCGGGUCUCCACUUAUAGCAGCAAAAAUUAACGAAGCAAAGGAUGUCCUAGAAAGUGGCAAAUCAUAAUGUGGUACUGUUUUGUUUACGUUUCAUAGGCCAAUUGUUAUAAUAGCUUCCCCAAGCUAAGUAGUUAAGAUCAGCUGUAGCAAACAAAUGUUUUAUCUGUUGUAAAAAGGUGUAAUAUAGAUUAAAAUAAAAUCUAUUCUCAACAUCUCAAUAAUCUAUUCUGUUACAAUGUACAUCCAACAUACAUUAUGGCAAUAGUUCUAACACAGUAGACUGUAGUUGAGGCAUGAUCAGCAAACAAGAGAGGAUUUAAAGAAAAUUUACAAAAAUACAUUUAUACAUUUGUCAUUA